This is a messenger RNA of Racocetra fulgida, 940 nucleotides long. Lineage: Eukaryota; Fungi; Glomeromycota; Glomeromycetes; Diversisporales; Gigasporaceae. The record is from the annotation of a GenBank genome assembly.
AUUGGUGUCAAAAUUGCGGACCCAAAUAUGGCCGUUGUCCAAUUUGUAAUGAAGAAAAUUCUUAUAAAGAUGGGUGGUGUAAAUCUUGUGAAUGGACAAAAUCUAAACCAAAAAACCCCAAAACAGGACUAUGUACGGAUUGUAGAUAUUGGUGUCAAAAAAACUAAAUAUGUUGAUCGAGGUGCUUUUGGUAUUAUUUACAAGGCGAUUUGGACUGCGGGAACUAUUUACGAUUGGGAUCAUAAAAAAAAUGAAUGGCUCCGAAUAAAACAGUUUAUUAACAUUGAUAAUGAUGAAUGGAAUUAUAUUCAAGCAAGCGAUUAUGAUAAUGAAAAAUUAUUCAAAAGUAAAUUGGAUGAAUUGAAAGAUAAAAAUACUUUAUAUAGUGGUGGUGGUUGUUUAGUUGCAUUAAAGGAAUUUCCCAGCGAUGAAGCAUUCUUAGAUGAAACAUUCUUAAAAGAGGAUAAAAAAAUAUAUGGUGUGUUGCCUUAUGUGGCUCCUGAAGUAUUAAAAAGUAAGGAUUAUACUAAGGCAGCAGAUAUCUAUAGUAUUGGGGGGGAUAGGCCAAAUAUUAAUAAUAAUAUACCGUUAUGUUAUUCAACUUUGAUUACAAGAUGUUGGAAUGAAGAUCGGGAUCUACGACCAACUGCUGAAGAAUUAUAUCGUACAUUUUCAAACUGGUCUGACUUUUAUGAAGCAAAAAAUCUUGAUCAAACUUUUAUAUCUGAUGACAUCAGGCAGGCUAUUAGGCAAUUUCAAAAAGCGGAUGAAAUCCAAUCGCCUAAUGAGAAUAUGGAACAGGAUCAUUCCGAAGCCAAUUUUAAAAGUCAAUCUCUCGAAACUUACAUAUAUCAAUACAAAGAAUAUAUAAAGAGUGAAAUUGAAAAAAACAAAGUGGUGAUUGAAACUAAUAAACAGGAAGAUUACAGACACAACUCAG